AUGGUACUAUUGCAAUCUCUUCGUGCUGGUUUUGAGACUCUACAAGUCAAGAUGGGAGAAUCAGUUUCAGAGUACUUUUCAGGGAUGAUGGCAAUAGAAAAUAAGUUGCGGAUACAUGGUGAAAAGCUGGAAGAUCUCACUAUUAUUGAAAAGAUAAUUCGCUUCAUGCCGUCGAAAUUCAACUAUGUUGUUUGUUCAAUUGAGAAAUCAAAAGAAACCAAUGAACUUUCCAUUGAUGAAUUACAAAGUUCACUAUUGAUUCAUGGGCAUAAAAUGAAUCGCCAAACCAGCAAGGAACAAAAUCUUCAAGUCUCAUCCAACUACAACUCUUCAAAAGGUGGUGCCACAGAAUACAAAAGAGGGAGAGGAAACAAUUUUUGA
Solanum pennellii is the source of this 381-nucleotide messenger RNA. RefSeq lists its product as uncharacterized. The coding region runs from base 1 to 381 and encodes 126 amino acids. The transcript has a single exon. Lineage: Eukaryota; Viridiplantae; Streptophyta; Magnoliopsida; Solanales; Solanaceae. The record is from RefSeq and is a predicted model, not a curated record.